GGGGAGGGGGAGAGAGAGGGAUGGGGGGGAGAAAAAUAGAUGGAUGAGAACCACAGAGAGGAGAGAGUGCACUGUGACAAGAACGGAGACCGAGAGUAGAAAACCAGCAGAAGACGGGAGGGAUUUAAGAAGAGAGACGAGACCAAAUAACAGGGAAAACAGAGACGGACAGAAUCCAGGAAGCAGAUAAAGUACACACUUGGCAGAAGAUGAUGAAAAAAAACAGAAAAAAAAACGGAGGACUGAGAAAGGGCCCUGAGAGGCAGAGAUAAAGGAGGAGAAAUCCAGCUCUCCAGUUGUGAGAUCCCUGAAUGGGAGCCCUCCUAAGCUCCCACAGACCAUGAUGUGGACAGCUGUGCAUGCCUGGCAGACACCAGAUGAGAGCCCUUCACUCUACAGCCUCCUGUUAACAAUUUUCUCCACAUUCCACCCCCAGAUAGAGCACAUUUGGCUAGAGGUGGGUAAGACUUCUAGUCGUGAUACGGCCGGAAAAUCCCUGCUCUCGUAUCUUGGGCGGCCGACUAUGGAAGAGCAUGGAUAAGAGAGGAGAGGGAGAUACACAGGGCUCAGGGGCUGCUCCAGUCCCACAGCUGCUGUCUGACUCUGGAGACGGCUGGAAUGGCAGAGAUGUGUGUGUCCGUCAAUGUGGCCGGCAGAAACACCCACAUGCCGGCAGAAACACCCACAGCCGGCAGAAACACCCACAGCCGGCAGGAACACCCACAGCCGGCAGAAACACCCACAGCCGGCAGGAACACCCACAGCCGGCAGAAACACCCACAGCCGGCAGGAACACCCACAGCCGGCAGAAACACCCACAGCCGGCAGAAACACCCACAGCCGGCAGAAACACCCACAUGCCGGCAGAAACACCCACAGCCGGCAGAAACACCCACAGCCGGCAGGAACACCCACAGCCGGCAGAAACACCCACAGCCGGCAGGAACACCCACAGCCGGCAGAAACACCCACAGCCGGCAGGAACACCCACAGCCGGCAGAAACACCCACAGCCGGCAGAAACACCCACAGCCGGCAGAAACACCCACAGCCGGCAGAAACACCCACAGCCGGCAGAAACACCCACAGCCGGCUUGAAUGCUUGGUGUCUGAGACCAUUGUCACUCCUUUCAGCAAAACAACUUUAACUGUGUGUGUGUGCGCGCUUGUGCCUAGGAAAUGCGGAUAACAAAUUAAAAUCAAUUUGUACAAACCAAACAAACAAGACUUUCAAGGGCAUAAAACAUUAACGCUUUUUAAAUGAAGUUGCUAUGGCAGCAACUGGACUCAAAUAGUAAUGAUCAAGAUAUGAGACAAGUUCAUUUCCUAUGAAACCGCAUUUAAGGUGGAGAACACACACACACACACACACACACAACACCUGCCAUCUCUUCUCUUCUAAAUGAAAUAUUACAGUUGGGUGGGCCCAAGUCCCUGGUGUCUGCCUUUGUCUUUCUCUGGUGCAAUCGCAAGCCUUGCGUUUUUGUUCUUUGCUUUCCUGCCCCACAAAAAUAAUAAUGACAAUGUUCUG
Messenger RNA from Hypomesus transpacificus, 1530 nucleotides. Its product is annotated as cell surface glycoprotein 1-like. The record is from RefSeq and is a predicted model, not a curated record. NCBI's taxonomy places the organism in Eukaryota, Metazoa, Chordata, Actinopteri, Osmeriformes, Osmeridae. The transcript has 2 exons. Bases 534 to 1097 code for a protein of 187 amino acids.